AUGUCAAUACAAAUUGAUCAAAAGUAUGCGGAUUUGCAAGCCUGUUGUGCUUGUCUUGGUUUCGUAGACGAAAAUGUUUACAAAGUUGAUUCAGAUGCUCCAGCUUCAAUUCGUUCAAUUUUACGCUAUCUCCGUUACGAAAGUACGAAUUGCGAUAUUCGAACAGAGUUGGGGAAUAUGAAAAUCCUAGUUAGCGAUCUCAUUCCCCUACUUAAAGUCAGUAAAUCUGAUCCUGUCUUAUUCGAUCUCGCAGUUCGACUGAUGGUUAGUCUAACCCAACCAGCCGUCGUCUGCUUUCGUAACGAAAUUCCCUCUGAUAGGGAUCUUUAUGCUGCUUUUAUGAAGGUGGAUUCUAUUCUCAAAAGCUACAAACAGGCUUUCGCUGAUGAGAACCUUUUUCGAGUUCUUGCUGAGCGUGUCGAAGAAGUAUUUAAUAAGGAUUGGGAUGAACGAAGUGAUGAGGAUCGAUUGAUGAUUGAGAGAAUCUUGAUCCUAAUUCGAAAUGUCCUUCAUAUCUCCCCUGAUAGUUGCACUGAACACAGAACGGAUGAGGAUGUUUCAAUUCAUGACCAAUUGCUAUGGACCAUUCAUCUUUCUGGUUGGGAUGAUAUACUUCUUUUCUUAGCCAAUGCUCAAGACGAGAGAGGUGUUUUUGCCUUUCAUAUUCUUGAAAUAGUUUCACUAAUGCUCAGAGAACAGGUAAUUAAUUUUUUUAAAUGCAACAUUACUGGACUCCUAUUAAUGCAUUUAUUUUCGUUUCAGACACCUGAGCAGUUGGCUUUAGCUGGCAAAAAGGCCGAAAUUGAUAAUCCAAAUUCACGAAUUCUUGAAAGAAUUCAUUUACGCGAACAGGAGAAAAAGCGAGCCGCUUUGGCUGAGUUAAACAUGCGUCAUAAUCGCUUCGGUGGAACCUUUGAACUCCUUGGAACUCAGUCCAUUUCCAGUCGUCCCCUAAUCUAUCACCACGAUGUGACAGCGCCUCUGCGUCGAAGUCACCUCGACUCCGGCAAGAACCAGACGUCGAUCUCAGCCAUCGGACAGGUAGAUCUUAAUCUGGGCAAACGAAUUCGUCGCAAAGCUGUCAAUCGUAAGCCCCUCAUUGAACGCGAAUAUCAUCGCCGGUCCGUUCUGAGUAUCCAACUCUUUCUUCAGAAAUUUUGUUGGGAGUUUCUGCAAAAUUGUUACAAUCUCCUCAUGGCUUCAGCCAGGAGUGCGAUAAUGCGACAGAGCACACAGGCCAACGAUGAGACUUACUAUCUCUGGGCAAUGCAUUUCUUCAUGGCCUUCUGUCGCCUCUAUAGAUUCCGUCCUCAGUACCUAAGUGAGUCUCUUAAUGUGAGUGUCUUCAAUUGGGUCUACACGCUCUCAAUGGGUUAUCGAGAGGCUCUCUUGACGGACAAACGAGGUGGGGCUAGAAAUCAGAAUGCCCUUCAAUGUAGCCGACGUUUAGCUCUGGUUGUCUCGGCCUACAAGGAAUUUCUUCUCUGUCUUCAAGAGAUGCUCAGAGGGAGUGCUAAGAAGUUAGAACCGAGCAUCGAAGGAGACGAACGGGAGACACAUGAGGCUAAGGAACAGAGACUGAAAAAUCAAAAACAGGUUGCGGAGUCACUGAUGGGCAAGCAUACUUUUAUGGUUUUUACUACUUAUUUGAAGGAAAAAUCUAUUAAAAUAGUCCUCUAUGGCAAAUCGAAUAUCUUCUACGUGGCCGAAUACCAGGAUCUUAUCGUCUACCUCCUGCGUGAGUACAAUGAAUCUCUCCAGUCAAAGGAAUAUUUGCUAGAUCUGGUGGAAGUCACUCAUUUAUUCAUCAGUCUCCUCACAUUCCAAUCAAAGAAUGCCACAACCUUAAUCGUAUCUCGACGUCAAAAGCGUCGGCAACGCAGCGAGAAACGUCGUCUCGAAUGUGCUGCUCAUAAGCAGCGACAGAAGGAAAUGCUGGCUGCCCGGAAACGUCUUCUUGAUCGAGCUAAUGAGACUCCUGAAGAGAGGGCUGCUCGUCUAACACGAGUUUGGACGACCCUCUCAACCAACCUCCUCUCUGCUCUGUUGGGAAACCUUGAACUCCCACCGAGUGAGGAGCUACCCGAACUUUUUGAUCCCACCUUGAUGGGAGAGAAUGAGAGUGAAGCAAUGGCUAUUCAGUUGAGAAAUGCCAUUCGUUUGGUGCACUCCGCUCUUCAUGAAAAUCAGGCCGCGAGAGCCCUGGCUCUAGCCAGGAAGAUGUGGGAUAUUUGGCCCGAAGCGGCUCCAUCUAAUGAAGAAGAGAAUGAAGUAGAGGAUGAGGAUGGAGGAGAGGAUUUGGCGAGGGAGAAAAUGAAGGCUGCUCAGGCGGGAUUGGAGUCGAUCAAGGUUGCUGAGUAUACAUCUCUAUGGAAGAUAUUCGUGCUAGACUUGGCUGCCGAAGAGCUGGAGGCCACAGAGAGUGCUCUUCGUGAGGAGACCACUUGGAUAGAAGAGGAUGAGGAGAAUUUGAUACGUCGGGAGUUGCUUGAUUCCGAAGACGACGAGGAACGUGAAUUAGAUGUUGUGGAGAAGGAGGUCGCUUUCGAUAUCAACUCCUUCCUCCUUCGAUUCACCCAUCCCCACAUCAUUCGUUCUUUUACCUUACUCUUAGCGAACUACGCAUUGAAUCCUCCAUCAACGAACAACCAUUUGGUACAACUCUUGCACAAAAUCGUCGUCAAACAGAACUUACCCGGUGUUCUCUUCCAACUUCGACUUUUCCAAGUUUUCGAAACUAUUGUUCAAGAUCCUGUUGUUGGAAAGCUCGACGAAUUCAAGGAAUUACUACGAUUUAUUAAGUACAUUCUUCGCAAGUUCUUCACGGCUUUUGAACAUUCUCGAGCAGUUGUCGUGGAGGCGCUUUUCUUCAAGAGUACUAGAGAAGCUGCUGAAGCAUAUUCUGGAUAUGGAACAUACGAAUCUGGGCCAAAAACAUCUAACUGGAGUCCAGAAUUGGAUAAAGAGUUGGACCAGCUCUUUGAGGCUUUUAGAUACGACCCUGUACCUAAAGGUGAAGAUUUGGCUGAUGUACUGAAACGAAAUUUCUCUGAUCCGACAAAAACUCGGCGUCAGAUUAUUAUGCGUCUGAUGUAUCUUGGAAAGGUCGCCUCGGCUAAGAAUCUCAAAAUGAUGACGAUUCACGCAGGAGAUGAGAGUGGAUUUAUUCGCCGAAGUCGUUCUAGAAGGCCAGGCUGGACAGAAGAAGAAGUGGUCCAUUUGAAAGAACUCUUCCAGGAAUACGAGGGGUCAGAAUACCGAUUUGAAGAUGUCAUGACCGAACUAAAGUUGGAGCAUGAACGUAAGCUUAGAGAAUACGAACAAUUUCAGCAUCAUGAAGAAGCGACUCAACCGCCGAUUUUGCGGGACCGUCAGGAAGUUCGCAAAAAGCUAUAUGAACUGGGAUUGGUUGAGCAAGCGAGGGACUUUGGCAAGAUUAAGCGUAAUCGAACACGCAAGAAAUCGGAGUCCGAUUUUGUCGAGUUAGGAGGAGGUAUUUUCAUGGCGAAAACCACUAAAGCGAGAAAAUCUGGCAGGCGUAAACGAAAGCGGGAUUCGGAUGAUGAGGAAAUUGUUCAUAUCAUCUCUGAUUCUGAGGUGAAGUCUAAAGAAACUACCGAUGAGGUAACUGAAGAAGAACGGAGACGAUCACUUUAUUAUGAUCCCGAUGAAAGCUCAAACGAAAGUUCGGAUGAGAGUUCCUCCUCUUCUGAAGAGAGUUCCGACAACGAUAAUGGGGAAGAUGUCCGAAAAUCGAUUAGCCGGCCAGCAAUUCGUCUAAAACGUCGUGCAAUGCGUCGUCCAAUUGCAGCUAAUCGUGCUGUGAGAACUACUGAGCCUGCUAGUGUAGACCUUGACGAUGAGAUUGACGAUAAGAUUCUGAAUAGAGAGCUCGAAUCGGCUAUGGCAGAAAUUACUAAUCAAGAAAAUACCGCUGUUCAAUCAGAGGGAGAAGAACCACAUCCCAAGAAACGACGAAAGUUGGUUGCUUUCAGAGAUGAUGGUGAUGAUACUGAUGGCGACAGCAAUGAUAAGAUGGACACGAUUACAGCAGAUGCAGCAUUUGAUGCAUCUGAUAGUUACAGAGCGGUUUCUCCGGCUGCACUUUCUUCUCAACCUCAAUUUGAUGUCCAUACCGAAGAUGAUAUUGAGGAUUUUCGGUAUUCUCAAGCGAGAGGACGCAGAAAAGUUAUUUUAAAGGACGAUGACGAAGAAGAGCAGAUCGACAGUGAAGUCCCUAGGGAAAGUCUUUUAAAGGGUUCUAGGAAAACCCCUCCUUUUCGGUCAUCUGGGUCGGAAUCUGGCUUCCAGAAUGAAUAUACUGCUGAAGUUCUCGGAGACGGUGUACAAGUCACUGUAGAGGAUGCGAAUAAUGGAGAUGAAGAACAGAGUAAUAGGGCUUACACUGAAGUUCCCGCUGAUGACAUUCUUCCUGAAGGGUAA
Molecule: messenger RNA, 4443 nt
Organism: Rodentolepis nana
Lineage: Eukaryota; Metazoa; Platyhelminthes; Cestoda; Cyclophyllidea; Hymenolepididae
Source: the annotation of a GenBank genome assembly